AUGUACAGCAAUUUCAAAGAACAAGCAAUAGAGUACGUGAAACAAGCGGUACAAGAAGAUAAUGCAGGGAAUUACUCAAAGGCGUUUCCUUUAUACAUGAACGCACUUGAAUACUUCAAGACCCACUUGAAAUACGAGAAGAACCCUAAAAUUCGUGAAGCAAUUACUCUAAAAUUCACCGAGUAUCUUCGUCGGGCUGAGGAGAUUAGGGCUGUUCUUGAUGAAGGAGGUCCUGGGCCUAAUUCUAAUGGGGAUGCUGCUGUUGCGACGAGACCGAAGACUAAGCCGAAAGAUGGCGAGGAGGGGGAUGAUCCGGAGAAAGAUAAGUUGAGAUCUGGAUUGAAUUCGGCGAUUGUGAGGGAAAAGCCGAAUGUGAAGUGGAAUGAUGUGGCUGGUCUUGAGAGUGCUAAACAGGCUUUGCAAGAAGCUGUUAUUUUGCCUGUAAAGUUUCCUCAGUUCUUUACAGGUAAGAGACGACCUUGGAGGGCUUUUCUUUUGUAUGGGCCACCUGGAACUGGAAAGUCAUACUUGGCCAAGGCUGUUGCAACUGAAGCAGACUCCACAUUUUUCAGUGUUUCUUCCUCAGAUCUGGUUUCAAAGUGGAUGGGUGAGAGUGAAAAGCUUGUUUCAAACCUUUUCCAAAUGGCCCGUGAAAGUGCUCCUUCAAUCAUUUUCGUUGAUGAAAUAGAUUCCUUGUGUGGCCAACGUGGAGAGGGCAAUGAGAGUGAAGCUUCAAGACGUAUCAAGACUGAACUUCUCGUGCAGAUGCAGGGUGUAGGAAACAACGACCAGAAGGUUCUUGUUCUUGCAGCAACAAAUACUCCAUAUGCUCUAGAUCAGGCCAUCCGAAGACGCUUUGACAAGCGCAUAUAUAUCCCUCUACCUGAUGUGAAGGCUCGGCAGCAUAUGUUCAAGGUGCAUCUAGGAGAUACUCCUCACAACUUGACUGAAAGUGAUUUUGAAAGCUUGGCUCGAAGGACGGAAGGCUUUUCAGGUUCAGAUAUUGCUGUUUGUGUCAAAGAUGUCCUCUUUGAACCAGUUCGUAAAACCCAAGAUGCUAUGUUUUUCGUAAAUACUCCUAAUGAUUUGUGGGUGCCUUGUGGACCAAAGCAACCUGGUGCUGUCCAAAUCUCUAUGCAGGAUCUUGCAACACAAGGACUUGCAGAAAAGAUCCUUCCACCCCCUAUCAUGAAGACAGAUUUUGACAAGGUCCUGGCAAGACAAAGGCCAACAGUGAGCAAAAGUGAUCUAGAUGUCCAUGAAAGAUUCACAAAGGAGUUUGGGGAGGAAGUUGGUCAAGUUUCAGGGAUAUCUCGGAGCCAUAUGGGUUCUGAGGAUGAGUUGCAGUUUGGAAAUGUUAAUAUGGAAUCCUUCCCUUUGCAGUCGUUUAGGACAGCCAGCAGCUUAUUUUCAUCGGUUGAUGUUAUUGCUACCUAUGCUUAG
Molecule: messenger RNA, 1443 nt
Organism: Dovyalis caffra
Lineage: Eukaryota; Viridiplantae; Streptophyta; Magnoliopsida; Malpighiales; Salicaceae
Source: the annotation of a GenBank genome assembly